Phalaenopsis equestris is the source of this 3298-nucleotide messenger RNA. RefSeq names its product sister-chromatid cohesion protein 3-like. Gene Ontology annotation, cellular component: cohesin complex; nucleus; chromatin. Lineage: Eukaryota; Viridiplantae; Streptophyta; Magnoliopsida; Asparagales; Orchidaceae. Gene Ontology annotation, biological process: sister chromatid cohesion. The record is from RefSeq and is a predicted model, not a curated record. Gene Ontology annotation, molecular function: chromatin binding.
UCACUCGUCUCCUUGUGGUGGAAGCUGGGCUACAGCGACAGUUUACGUCUACUCCCGCUCAAAAGAGGCGGGAGAGGUCACCACCGCAUGCUGUAGCAUCCGCACGCUCCUUGUACUUCUGCUGCAGGUUCUGAUACUCCAAUUAAUUGGCUCACUUCGAAUUUUUAGCUCCAAGUUUUCUCCUACUCCACAUAUCUGCCGUUUAACUGAUUGAUCUGGAAUCCAGACAUGGAGAGCGCUGGUGCAACAUCUGAGGCUUCCGUCCGUCGCCCGCAGAAGAAGGCUAGGGUUUUGGAAUCGUCGGACGGCGGGCCGUCGAAAUCGAGCGGGUCGAACCCGGAUAAGAAUGAUCGUGUGCCUGCUGAUGGAGAGCAGUUGUCUGGUGAUGAUGGUGAUGGUGACUGGCUCUUUGAUGGGUCUGGAAAUCGUUCGCCGAAGGCAAGGAGGAAACGGGGUCCGUCGGCCAAGGUUGUGGGAGCUAUGGAGGACUGGAAACUUAUUGAGAUUGUCAAGUAUAAUGGCAAACUCAUCCCGUAUGCUGUUAAAAAGUUGGUUGAGCGAUACGAAACAGACCCUAAAUCUGCAUUGGUGGAUAUUCUGAUGCUGCUUUUUGAGGCAUGUGGUGCUAAGUAUCAGUUUCAUGUGGAUAGCAUUGAAUCUACUGAUGUGGAUAAUGUGGUAGUAAAGCUUGUAGAGCUUGCUAAUGCUGGAGAAGUUGAAGAUCUCUAUACCUCCAAGCGGAAGGAGCUCAAAAACUUCAAGGAAAACCUUGCAUUAUUUUGGGACACUUUAGUUCUUGAGUGUCAAAAUGGGCCAUUAUUUGAUAAUAUUUUAUUUGAUAAAUGUAUGGACUAUGUCAUUGCAUUGUCAUGUACGCCUCCUAGAAUUUAUCGCCAUGUGGCCACACUUGUGGGCCUUCAGCUCGUCACUUCCCUUAUAGCAGCUGCUAAGAUACUAGCAGGCCAGCGUGAGACUACUCAGAGACAGUUAAAUGCUGAAAAGAAGAAACGGAGUGACGGGCCUCGGGUGGACUCAUUGAACAAAAGAUUAACCCAGACCCACAAAGUGAUAAGUGUCAUAGAAGAGAUGAUGAGGAAACUAUUCCAAGGGUUAUUUAUGCACCGAUACCGAGAUGUUGAUUCAGACAUUCGAGUUUCUUGUAUUAGAUCUCUUGGUGUUUGGAUCUUGUCAUACCCGUCACUAUUCUUGCAGGAUUUAUAUUUAAAAUAUCUUGGGUGGACUUUAAAUGACAAAGUUGCUGCUGUCAGAAAAACUUCUGUCCUGUCCUUGCAGAACCUUUAUGAAGUGGAUGAUAAUGUUCCAUCUCUCGGCCUUUUUACUGAAAGAUUUUGCAACAGAAUGAUUGAACUUGCUGAUGAUAUUGACAUUUCUGUUGCUGUUUCUGCCAUAGGGCUUCUUAAGCUUCUUCUGAGGCAUCAACUUCUUACCGACGAGGAAUUGGGUCCUUUAUAUGAUUUGCUCGUUGAUGACCCUCCUCUGAUUAGGCGUGCUAUAGGUGAAUUAGUUUAUGAUCACCUGAUUGCACAAAAUGUGAAGGGUUCAACAUCUGUUUCCAAAGGGGAAGAUGAUAAAACUUCUGAAGUACACUUGGGAAGAAUGUUGCAAAUACUUAGAGAAUUUCCUGAUGAUCCAAUUCUAAGUGCAUACGUUAUUGAUGAUAUUUGGGAUGAUAUGAAGGCCAUGAAAGAUUGGAAGUGCAUGAUUUCCAUGCUUCUUGAUGAAUCUCCAGGAAUUGAAGUUACUGAUGUUGAUGCAACUAAUCUGGUUCGUUUGCUUAACGCUUCUGCCAAGAAGGCAGUUGGAGAGAAGAUUGUUCCAUCCACCGAUAAUCGUAAGCCUCAUUAUACAAAAGCCCAAAAGGAGGCCCUAGAUAAUAACAGGAGAGAUAUAACAGCUGCCUUAAUGAAGAGCUAUCCACAGCUGCUGCAAAAAUUUAUUGCGGAUAAAGCAAAGUUACCUGCAUUAGUUGAAAUUCUUUUGCUUUUGAACCUAGAGCUAUACUCACUUAAAAGGCGGGAGCAGAGUUUUAAGUCUAUUUUGGAUCUGAUUGCCGAAGCAUUCUUUAAACACGGUGAGGAGGAUGCUUUGAAAUCCUGUAUAAAGGCUCUUAUCUUUUGUUCCACCGAGAGUCAAGCGGACUUGCAAGAUUAUGCCAAGAAUAAGCUAAAAGAUCUCGAAAAUGAGUUACUAGUUAAGCUGAAGGCUGCCAUAAAAGCUGUAAAGGUUGGAGAUGAUGAGUAUUCUCUUUUGGUUAAUUUGAAACGGUUGUAUGAGGUUCAGCUGAAGAAAAAUGUUGCUAAUGAUGACUUAUAUGAUGAAUUGGCUAGCAUUCUUAGAGAUGUAAAAGGAUUGGAUGAUGAGGUGCUUGGUUUUGUACUUCUCAAUAUGUAUUUACAGGUAGCUUGGUCUUUGUAUUCAAUUGAUGGUGAGAAUCCCUCCGAGGUCUCUUUAACGGUGCUUUUGUCCAAGAGAACGAAUCUCUUUGAGCAGCUAGAACACCUCAUGGACUCCUUGGUCGUAGUCCAUGAGGAAAGGCGUCGAACAGUUCUUCCAUUCAGAGUUUCCAUCAUACUAGCAGAAAUGUGGAACUUGUUCAAGACUUCAAAAUAUGCAUCCACAAAACUGGAGAGUCUAGGAUAUUGCCCAGAUUUAUCAACUGUUCAGAAGUUUUGGAAACUUUGUGAACAGAUACUUAACAUUUCAGAUGAGACUGAAGAUGAAUUUGCAAAUGAAGAAUAUAUUGAAGAAGAGUAUCUUGGUCCAGAGAUCAUUUCGCAUUUUGUGAUGCAUGGGACGAGCACUUCAGAAAUCAUCAAGCAUCUGAUUACAGUUCUAAAGAAAACUUCCAAUGACAUUCCUGAAAUGUUUCUAGAGGCACUGAAAAGGGCUUACCAGCGUCAUACGGAGGAACAAUUGAAGAGUAAUUAUGUAACCGUCACGGGAAAGUCUUUUACAGAUUGUGUGGAACUGGCCAAUAGGCUUUCAGCAACAUUUUCGGGCGCUGCUCGUAACAAGUUUAGAUUGGACAUUUUAAAGAUUGUUAAGGAUGGUAUUUCUUUUGCUUUUAUUGAUGCUCCGAAGCAGCUGUCUUUUUUGGAGGCAGCCGUUCUCUCAUUCGUGCCUAAACUUGUACCGUCGGAUAUCCUUGAAAUCUUGAGAGAUGUGAAGAAAAGAGCAGAGAAUGUGAACCCAUACGAAAAUCCUAGUGGUUGGCGUCCUUAUCAUGCAUUUAUUGAGCAAUUGCAUGAAAAAUAUGCCAAAAAUGAGGUUAUGCCAG